CUCCGCUCCCCCACUCUCCCCCGCGCCCUCCGCCCCCAACACCUGCUCCUUCCUAGACCUUUAUCCCCCUGUCCCAGUCCCUGAGCCGGUCUCUGCCCCAGUCUGGCUCUUCACUGCACCCCGGCGCCUCCAUUGCUUCCCCUCCCCCCACCUCCUCGUGGCACCCCCAUCUGCUCCCCGCCCCCUCUAGCCGGGGAAAGGCCAGCUGACGCUUCCGGCACCGCCCCUUUCCCGGCAGGGCCGCGCCCCGAGCUUCCCGCCCGCGGGAGCAACACCGCCCCCCGCGCCCCACCCCUCGCCCCGCCGCCCGCCGGGGUCUCCCAAGCCCGCUCUGCGCAGGGCGGGGUUCUUCCUCUGCAGCGGGCAGACCGUGGACCCGGGCGCCGGACAGAGGCUGGAGGGGGGCCUAGGUGGGGGGAAUCCCCGGUGGCUGUCCGGCUCCCCACCCCCACCGCGGCCACCAGUCACCGCUCCCAGGCGGGACCCCGAGGCUUGCGGGUGACUCUCGAGUGGUGGCCGCCCUGUGGCCCAGAGAGCCCGGUCGCAGGCGGGUGGGUGAGCGCAGAAGGACGCUGGCCCUGGACUGCUGUUUGAGGGGCCCACCCCCCUCCUCACAGCUCAGCACGCUGGAGCAGUCUCAGGCUGCCUCACCUCACCCAGCCCCUGGGUCAGCUGAGGACAUGGCUGAGGCGCUGCCGCCGCCUGCCGCUCUGGAGCCAGCCACAGACAGGCAGCGCCAGGGAGGUGUGCAGGCAAAGGCUCUCGCUCUGUCCAGCGGGCACCACUGGCAGUGGACAGCGACGGGGAGGGGCCUGCACUCUUGCGAAUCCAGAGACCUGCACCAGCUGAAUGAAUGUCCCCAGGACGUCAUACUGGCCCCCUCUAUCGAUGGCCCUGUGCUAAUGAGACCAGAUGAGCAAGACAUGGUGAGCACACUGGGCCCUCCUGAGUGAGAGAAUCCCCUCCAAAGUAGAGGACAGAUAAGUGACUGCCUCUCGCAGCCCCCGCCAGGACACACAGCACCUGGAAGGCUUCUGGGAACUUGAAGAGCAUAUUCCACAUUUGGGGACUCUGUUCCAACCCAAUACUGGGGGACAUGAAAGGACAACUCUGAAUAGGCACAGAGCAGAACCAGCUCUACCGCCAUCCAAGCCCAGCUCCCGUGUCCUGGCUGCUACUUGACAAUCUGACCCUGCAGACCAAAGGCACGGGUGGUAAGGGGUGGGGGUUUAAAGUCAAGUGCCCAUGGAAGACCCUCCCCACAGUCAGGUGCAGAGGAGGGCCGUGCUAUCCGCAGUGGGUGUUGCGUGCCUGCAUCGAGGACUCUUGCCGUGGUUCUGGGCCCCUGCGGAGAUGCACGGCCUGGCCAUGGGAUGCCCCAUGGGUGUGUCUCUGCCUUGCCUGCUGGCACUGGCUCUUAGACCAGCCCCACCAUGAGGCUGAGCAGGCAGUGGUCGUCUUCAGGGGGAUGUGGUACAUCCAGGACAGCAGGAGGCAGCACGCAUAGGUUGUCCCGGCCUGUGUGGACCCCACCCCGUGAUUGGUGUUCCCAGAGCAGACCCACAUUCACACCAUUGCCGCCUCCCUGUCUAACACAGCUUGGCUGAGUUCCAGGCCACUGUCCAGGGACUGCCAUGAGCGUCUGUCCGCCUUGGUGUCAGCGGGAGCUGGCUCGUCCUCUGGUGGGGGCCGUCCUCUGGUGGGGGCUGUCCUCUGUGGCAGGGUGUCCUGUGCCCUGGCGGGAGCACUCCUCACCAGGUCGUGACAACCCACAGCACCUCCAGAGGUGGUCCCCUGUCCCCUGGGGGACACGACAGCUGCCUAUUGAGAACCGCUGGCUCACAGAACAUCUCAUCCUGUGGAUCCCGCCCAGUGUCUGUUGCAUUGGACCAAGGGACGCGUUUACAGCAAAGUCCGGGGUAGGCCUGACCAGGGGCAUUUCUAGAAGCUUCUAGCCUGACAAGGCAUGCCCUGUGGGGAUGGAAGCCACCUCCAGGACCUGUGUAUGUGCCAAAGCAAGAUGCCGGGGUCUGGGAACCAAAGUGGAGGCCCUCUAGGCCCUGCAGUCCCCAGUCCCGGCUCCCACAGGGUGGGGCUCCCCCAGGGCUAUGGCAGAGUCUCUGCCUGGGCCCAGAAGGACAGCGGAGGUCCACAGUUCACCCCAACCUCGCUCUUCCAAGUUCCCCUUUUAGAAAGAGGCCCUGGCAGCGCAGAGGUGCGACGGGGCAGGUGCAGUGGGCAGGAGCCGGCCGAGUCCCGGGAUCCGAGCCGGGCAGGGCGGUCCCACAGCGCCACCUGUCGGCCGCGCGCGCCCAGGUCCUCGGCCCGGGCUGGGCGACUCCGAGGGGCGGGAGAGCGUGUGCGGCCCCGCGGUCCGCCAGCUGGGCCCGGGCAGGGGUCGCAGUCUGAGGCUGGGUCCGCUGCGUCGGGCGGGAGCUGGCGGGGCGCGGGCGGCACCGCGUGGGGAGGGGCGGGCCAGAGUCCCCCCAGGAGGCGGCGCUCCCGGUCCCAGCUCCAGCCUCAGCCCCGCAGGCGCCCCUUGAGCACCUGGGCAGGUGGACCCCAGCCCCACGGUCCCAAGGACCCUGCCUAUGCCCUCGCCCCUGCCCCGGCCCCGGCUCUGCCCGCGGGGUCCCGCGGGGUCGUCCCCCAUUCCUGCUCAACCGCCCCCGCCAGCCCCUGUCCCCCAUGUCCUACGGGGACCCCUCCUGGCUGGCCCCGACCCCCCGCUGAGGACUCCCUAGCGUUCACUGGCGACAAGGUGGAGACUGGGGUCGUCCCUGCUGCACGCCCGGGAUCCUGCUCCCAGGGUCCGGAACCGGGGCCCCUGCCCUGUACACCUGUCCUCGACGCCCCCAGCCUGGACAUGGGGGUCAGUAGUACCAGGACGGUGCAUGGUCAGGGAAGGGGAACUAGGGCAGAAGCAGGACAGAGGUAUCGGCUGAAAGGUAGGGCGGGGGUCCCAGACCCGGCUGCAGUCCUACCUGAUUGAUGGCGGCUCCACAGGGCUGAGCAGGGCAGGGACGUGAGGGACAUGGGAGACGCCUGUCUGCGCACGUGGGGGUGCACAAGGUGGCCCUGGGCCAGCCCCUGCCUGGGUCCUCCUCCCUGGCUGUGCCCUCUACUCCUCCCCCAGGUACCCCCCAGGGACCAGGCCUGCCUUCAGGGCUUCCCGCUGGGGUCGCUUAGUUCCCGCCCACCCAUGGGUAGCUCCACCCUCCCACAGGAGACUCAGGUGCUUGGCCCCCCAAGGCCUCAGCUGGUGUUCCCCCACUUCUUUCCAUGGCCAUCCCUGUGGACUCUCUGCCAUGCUCUGACCCCACUUUCUGAGUCCCCCAAGGGCCCACACAGCCCCUGCCCCUCUGGCCUCUGCCCUUGGUCUGCACGGCCAGGACCCCAUCUCUAGGUGGUUCCAUUGGCGCGUGAAGCGGAGACUGCCUGAGAGGACUGCAGUGGACAAGAGCAGCCCCCAUCUCGCCCAAGCUGAGCUGUGCCCCCUCCAGGGAUUUGGGACGCCCUGGCCUAGGGUUAGAGGGAGAGGGGGAGAGGCAGUGAGGCUGCUGAGUGCAACUGACUCAGGAAGAACCAGAGGCGAGAUGCAGGGCCAGGCACCACUCACCACUCAGCCUGCCAAGUGGGCUGUGGCCGCCUCUGCCUGUCAGGGACCCACAGGGCAGAGUCCUACAGCAGGGCUCUUCCAAUACCCAGGUGAGCAUGACCACCUGGAGCCCAGUGAGCACAGGUGCACCGAGGUGGGGUUCAUGGGCACAGAACAGUGUGGACAUGGGGGUCAGUAGUGCCAGGACAGUGCACAGCCUGGGAAGGGGGGCCAGGGCAGGAGCAGGACAGCCAGCCACCUACCCCUGGGGGACAUCGGCAUGGACAGGAGGGACGGCGUGACUGAGGAGUGGGUGAGGGGGACCAGGCCAAGUGGGAGGCCCAGGGAGGAAGCCGUGGCCCCUCAGAACGGAGCUCCCAGAGCCUGCAACCUCUCACCCGCAGCCAGCUUUCUUCUUGGAGUGUCUUCAUUCCCAGGUGAGGAACAGACGGGUUUUGUGAUUGGCUGUUUCCUCCAGCAAAGCCCCCAAAGAUGCCUUUCCUCUGCCCGAGGGUCCCUGCUUGUACAUCCUUUGAAUGACUGAAGAGGGGCCCAUAGGUUGGACCCCUGAAACCCACCUGGUCACGUCUUUAGGUUCUCGCCCGAGGGAGGGGGAGGGGGAGGGCCCUCCCCUACUCCUCUCCUCCCUCCUUCCCUCCUCCCCUCCUCCCCCAAGCAGCACGUGAGUCCUGUUCAGGGACAGCAGAGCCACCAGCCCAGGACCGGACCUACUGCCUCUGCAGACCUCGGCAGCCCUGGUCACCUCCCAGCUCUGGCAGGACAGGUGCAAACUCAGUGGUAAAGGUCUGUCCUGAUUAAUGAGACAAACCCAUACCCGUUCUCCU
This is a messenger RNA of Chlorocebus sabaeus (green monkey), 4443 nucleotides long. The record is from RefSeq and is a predicted model, not a curated record. Lineage: Eukaryota; Metazoa; Chordata; Mammalia; Primates; Cercopithecidae.